ACACCACUGCCACGGCAACGCCAGAUCCAAGCCGCAUCUAUGACCUGCACCACAGCUCAGGGCAACGCCAGAUCCUUAACCCACGGAGCGAGGCCAGGGAUCACACCCGCAUCCUCAUGGAUACUAGUGUGGUUUGUUAACCACUGAGUCACGAAGGGAACUCCCUCUGUGGUUCCUCUUAUGCAGGAGCCUCUGCCUGUGGGUGAAGCACUGGCUGGCGAACUCCGGAAGGGGAGGUCCGGAGAGGUGGUGCCUCCCCCCGCAGCAAAGCUCAGACUGCACUGUCCUCAGGUGGCAGUGGUGUCCUACCACUUGGCACAGACCUCCACGGGCCCUUCAUCGCUUGGCUCCACUGUGCUGUGGGGUAAGCGGCGCGGGGAGGGACGACGAUCUGGGCUUGGAAGGGAAACAGGAAAUCUGGCCAAGAAGCUUACGGCAGCUUUCUGGCAGAAGUGGAUCAACAUGGCCUGGCGGCUGACGCUCUUCGUGCUCCUGGGUUUGGUGGCUGCUGUGGGGGGCGCCCGGGCCAAGUCGGACAUGCUCAAUGUCUGCAUGGAUGCCAAGCACCACAAGCCAAAGCCAAGCCCGGAGGACAAGCUGCACGACCAGUGCAGCCCCUGGAGGAAGAACUCCUGCUGCUCAGUCAACACCAGCCUAGAAGCCCAUAAAGACAUCUCCUACCUGUACAGAUUCAACUGGGACCACUGCGGCAAGAUGGAGCCGGCCUGCAAGCGCCACUUCAUUCAAGACACCUGUCUCUAUGAGUGCUCGCCCAACCUGGGGCCCUGGAUCCAGGAGCCCCGGACCCUGUCAAGGCUGCAGCAGCUGAGACCCUGGGCUGACAGCAGCCCCCUGCCCCCCUCCCACCCAGGUGAACCAGAAGUGGCGCAGAGAGCGGAUCCUGAACGUGCCCCUCUGCAAAGAGGACUGUCAGAUCUGGUGGGAAGACUGCCGCACCUCCUACACCUGCAAGAGCAACUGGCACAAGGGCUGGAACUGGACCUCAGGGUAUAACCAGUGCCCAGUGAGCGCCGCCUGCCACCGCUUCGACUUCUACUUCCCCACGCCCGCUGCCCUGUGCAACGAGAUCUGGAGCCACUCCUUUGAAGUCAGCAGCUACAGCCGGGGCAGCGGCCGCUGCAUCCAGAUGUGGUUCGACCCGGCCCAGGGCAACCCCAACGAGGCGGUGGCGAGAUACUAUGCAGAGAAUGGGGAUGCUGGGGCCGUGGCCCAGGGGAUCGGGCCUCUCCUGACCAACUUGACGGAGAUGGUGAAACACUGGGUCACCGGCUAAGCUGUUCCCCCGCCGACCUCUGCUUUCCGCCCACACCCCCUGGGUUACUCUCCGGGUGGCCUCAGCACCCCGGUCAUUGGCUCCUGAUCUAAGAUCCGAUGGGGAGCCUCUGAUGGCCUCUUCCAAUACAAUAUCCACGUGUGC
Molecule: messenger RNA, 1438 nt
Organism: Sus scrofa (pig)
Lineage: Eukaryota; Metazoa; Chordata; Mammalia; Artiodactyla; Suidae
Source: RefSeq, a predicted model, not a curated record